AUGGCUAAGAUCACAAUCAACGUCAUCAUAGACUUAGGGUGUCCCUUCUGCUACGUAGCCUUAAAACGUAUCACGAGAGCUAUUCAGACGCACCAAGAUAGAUGUCCUGACGAUUCGAUCAUAGUCCAGUGGCAUCCGAUGAUUCUUCAACCAAACGCACCUAAGGUCUCCAUAGAUAUUUCAACCUACAUUGCCUCAGUGUUUGGACCAGAGGCGCGAGACGCAAAAUUAGAACGCGAACAGACGCUUGGUCGCGCCGAAGGCAUUAAUUUCAACAAUUGCCGCAAGAUUGGCAGCACAUACGAUGGUCAUCGCUUGGUGCAUCUUGCUGGCGAGAAAUCCAGCACGGUGCAGCUUGCUGUUGUAGAAAGGUUGUUCAAAGGUCAUUUUGAGGAUGGCCAAGACCUGUCAUCCCAUGACUUUCUUAAGAGCGUAGCCGUAGAAUCAGGCAUUAGGAGAUCGGAGGCUAAAGCUUGGUUAAAUUCACGCGCAGGUGAUAUUGAAGUUGACGAGAAGAUUCGCAAGGCAACUAUGAGAGGAGUCAGAGUCGUUCCCGACAUCACUAUUGCUGGGCGCUAUCUAAUUGGGGCUGGUUAUGACACGAACUGUUUAAUUUAUAUACUAGGAAAAGCUAGAGCAGGGGAAGUCUAA
Bipolaris oryzae ATCC 44560 is the source of this 651-nucleotide messenger RNA. RefSeq lists its product as uncharacterized. Gene Ontology annotation, molecular function: oxidoreductase activity. The transcript is spliced from 2 exons. The coding region runs from base 1 to 651 and encodes 216 amino acids. NCBI's taxonomy places the organism in Eukaryota, Fungi, Ascomycota, Dothideomycetes, Pleosporales, Pleosporaceae. The record is from RefSeq and is a predicted model, not a curated record.